AUGCCGGUCUGGGUGCGGGAUUACAGUUGGCGGCAGACGGACACUGCUGUUUUCCUCUCCCUGCCGAUGCGGGGUGUCCGGGUCACCCAGGCAAACAUCUUCUGCACUGACCAGUAUCUGAAGGUAAAUGUUCCUCCAUUUUUAUUUGAAGCCAUUCUGUAUGCUCCUGUUGAUGACACUAGUAGUACAGCAAAGAUCAGAAAUGAGACCAUUUUCUUCACUUUAUAUAAAAAAGAAGUGGCCAUGUGGGAAUCCCUGGUUAUGGAAAAUGGUGACAAAGAGAAAAUGCAGAGAAUAAGAGAGAAUGCUGUCAUAAAAGCUCAAGAGAAGGCAGAUGAAGAGGAAAAAUCAAAAGCUGUUACAAAACGAGAACAUAAAAAAUUUGCUCUGGAGGCCACAAUGAAGCUAGAAGAAACAGAGAGAAAAAGAAUUGAAAAUCUGAAAGAAGAGGAGCGAAAGAAGGUCACUGAGGAGCUGGAGAUAUGGAAAGAAAAGCAGAGAAAUGAGGAGAAACGAAGAAUACAAAGAGAAGAGGAAAUACGUAGAGAAAGGAAACUAAUAGAGGAGAAGAAAAAGCAAGAAAUAAAUAAAACUCUAAAUGCAGGAACUUCCAAGGCUAGAAGUAUACCUACAAGAGCUGGUAGUUCUGGAAAUAUAUUUUCAGAGAAGUUAAAAGAAGAAUCUUUCCCUGCUCCUCGAUCUGCUGGUACUAUUAAAAUUAGUUUCACAUCUCGGGUGUUUCCUACAGCUCUCAGAGAAUCCAGAGUAGCAGAAGAGGAAGAGUGGCUGCAUAAGCAAGCAGAGGCUCGUAGAGCAAUGAAUGCUAAUUUUUCUGAGCUGAAGGAUUUAAAUGAGGAGGAGAAGAACCCAGACUGGUUGAAAGACAAAGGAAACAAAAUGUUUGCAACAGGAAACUAUCUUGCAGCUGUAAAUGCCUAUAACCUGGCAAUUCUGUUAAAUAAUAAGAUUCCAGUACUAUAUCUGAAUCGUGCUGCUUGUCACCUUAAAUUGAGAAACUUGCACAAGACCAUUGAAGAUUCAUCUAAGGCACUAGAAUUACUGAUACCACCUGUUCCAGACAAUGCUGAUGCUAGAGUGAAAGCUUACGUGAGGCGUGGGACAGCAUUUUGUCAGCUGGAAUUGUAUGCUGAAGGUCUCCAGGAUUAUGAAGCUGCUCUCAAGAUCGAUCCUACAAAUAAAACUUUAGAACAAGAUGCUGAGAAGAUUCAACAUAUAAUUCAUGGAACUGCACAAGAUUCUUAA
Molecule: messenger RNA, 1263 nt
Organism: Emys orbicularis (European pond turtle)
Lineage: Eukaryota; Metazoa; Chordata; Testudines; Emydidae
Gene: DNAAF4
Product: dynein axonemal assembly factor 4
Exons: 9
Coding region: 1-1263 (420 amino acids)
Biological process (GO): determination of left/right symmetry; epithelial cilium movement involved in extracellular fluid movement; inner dynein arm assembly
Molecular function (GO): nuclear estrogen receptor binding
Source: RefSeq, a predicted model, not a curated record